This is a messenger RNA of Microthlaspi erraticum, 4344 nucleotides long. The record is from the annotation of a GenBank genome assembly. NCBI's taxonomy places the organism in Eukaryota, Viridiplantae, Streptophyta, Magnoliopsida, Brassicales, Brassicaceae.
AUGGGUUUGGCUGCUCCAACAUGCAGCAGGUGGACAGGUAAUAGGAUUCAUGUGAUGAUAUUGGACUUGUCUUUGGUUGGGAAGUUUAUGUGGGAACAUAUAGGGUGGUUGUUGGGGGAGGUUAACGUUAGUGACAUGUCCUCUGGGAAUUCCUGGUUUUGGUUAUUACGCUUGCUACUUAAGCUUUAUAUUAACUUGAGAAUGUUUCGUGAUAUUUAUCGUGGGGUCCAAACUGAAAUGUGGGAUGCAUAUAAUUGUUUCCUGCCACUGGAUCAAACAGAACUUGUGAUUUGGAUGUGGUGUCAUAACAAAUGGUCUCAGCGUUGUUUCAAUGGAUCUAGCAUCUCUCGUUGGGGGAAUUGGUGUUUAGGGUGGGACAGGUGUAAGAUGGAGUUCAAUAGUGGACCUCACAGUGUGCAAAUGAGAUCGCGAUGGGCUUGGCAUAUGAAUUUGCCUAUGUGGAAACGGGUCUAUAUAUUUGGUUUUGAGUCUCGACAGGUUUUUCGAGGAAACAGGUCUUUGGAUAGUUAUUGGGGUACCAACAGAGGGAAGUGGUGGCUUCUUGAUACACCGGAAGGGCUGGGGUUUCCGACGGAAGGUUGGUUAGUGUCACAUGCCACUGGUUUUAGGAGGAAACUGUACAAAAAUUUCAGGUUUGGUUUGGAUUUGGCGUGUUUGGACCGACAUUUGGACUCACCGGUGAAUUAUGGAAAACAGAGCCUUGCUAUUAAAAGAAAUAGCACGAGAGAUGGUGGUUGUGAUUUUCUUUGGGUUGAGGGUGGUACGGCGAACCGCAAAAGAUUAAGGGGGAUCGUUGCAAAAUUUUGGUCAAUGAUGUGGGAAAGAAAGAUCGACAAUGUAUUGAUCUUGAUAGAUCAUUUUGGCUGGAGGAUAGACGGAGAUACUAGCUCUGAGAAAUACAGGCUGGGACCGGAUAAGGCAGGGAUCCCUAAUUUUUGGACGUUUUGUUAUAUGUUAUGGCGGGAAUGGUGCGACCUUUUUUGUGGGAGCAUACAGGGUGGUUUUGGAUUGAUAUGGAAAAUAAGAAUGGGACAUGGUGUGGUAGGAAUGGCAAGGGGGACCGAUUUACCACGGAACAACAAACAUCGAUUUAAUGAGGGUACUCAGCUGGAAUUGUCAAGUGGAACCGAUUGGUGCGAGUGGGGUCUGGCUUUGUUUUAUAAUAACACCUCUGAUGUUAGUGUUGUUUAUUCUAACAAGAGGAUUAUCGAUAUUGAGGCUCGUGAAGGUAGUGAUAUUUGUAUGUCCUUCGUUUAUGGGGACCCAGUAGUAAAGCUACAUGACCUGGUCUGGGAACGGAUUACAAGGAUUGGAACAACAAGGACAGAACCAUGGUUUCUUAUAGGGGACUUCAAUGAGAUUACCGGAAAUCAUGAGAAACAAGGAGGAGCCUUACGACAAGCAUCAUCCUUUAUCCCUUUCAACUUGAUGAUAAGUGACUGUGGUUUUGUUGAAUUUCCAAGUCGUGGGAACACACUGUCAUGGAGGGGAAGAAGGCGGGUGAAAAUAGUGCGGUGUCAUCUAGAUAGAGCACUAGCAACGGAAGAGUGGCAUGACCGGUUUCCGGUCUCCUAUGUUGAGUACCUCCCAAUGAUUGGUUCUGAUCACAGGCCAAUUGUGGCCACCCUGGAUUCAAAGAUAACUAAGAGACGGAAACAAUUUCGAUUUGAUAAAAGAUGGAUUGGACUGGAGGGUUUGCUCGAGUCUAUUGAUCGGGGAUGGAAUCACACUCGAGCCGGUGGAUUGCCUGAUGUGGUGGACAGAAUUGGUAAUUGCCGCCAUGAAAUCUCGAUUUGGAGGAAGGAAAAUCAACCAUAUGGAAGGCAAAAGAUAGCCGAGUUACAAAGGGCACUGGAGGAGGUCCAAGAUGAUGAUAACAGUACCCAAGAAGAACUUAUGGACAUAACUAAUAAGUUAAAGGAAGCAUAUAGGGAUGAGGAGGAAUACUGGAAACAAAAAAUGGAUUUCACGGGUGUCCUUGAGAACCUGCCACAACAAAUUACAACACAAGAGAAUGCAGUUUUGACUCGUCCGGCGACAGAAACGGAGGUGCGCGAAGCGUUAUUCAUGAUGCAUUCCGAGAAAGCGCCGGGUCCAGAUGGCAUGACUGCCCUAUUUUUUCAACGUUCCUGGCAUAUCAUCAAGAGGGAUAUUGUUGAGUUGGGUAAUAAGUUUCUCACAGCGGGUGUUUUUGAUGAAAGGUUGAAUAUGACCCACAUUUGCCUUAUCCCAAAGACGGGAAGGCCGAUCAUGAUGACGGAGCUCCGGCCAAUCAGCCUGUGCAAUGUGGGAUACAAGAUUAUCUCUAAAGUGCUGUGUCAUCGGCUUAAAGUGCUUCUACCGAGAUUAAUCUCGGAAACACAGUCCGCUUUUGUACCGGGUAGGCUAAUCUCGGAUAAUAUUCUGAUAGCUCAGGAGAUGUUCCACGGGCUUCGGACAAAUAAGUCGUGCAAGGGGAAAUACAUGGCAGUUAAAACAGAUAUGAGUAAGGCGUAUGAGCGGGUCGAAUGGAACUUUAUUGAGGCUUUAAUGAGGAAAAUGGGGUUCGCGGAACAGUGGAUCUCAUUGGUGAUGAGGUGCAUCACAUCUGUCAAAUACAGGGUGUUACUUAAUGGACAACCUAGAGGUGUAAUCAUUCUCCACAGAGGUCUAAGACAAGGGGAUCCGCUAUCUCCCUAUCUUUUUAUUCUAUGUACGGAGGUUCUGAUAACAAAUCUAAAAAAGGCAGAGGAGUUGAAAAGGAUUACAGGACUUAAAGUGGCAAUGGCAAGUCCACCAGUAUCUCAUCUUCUCUUUGCGGAUGAUAGUCUUUUCUUCUGUAAAGCAAAUGGUGAUGAGAGUAGGGUCUUACUUCAGAUUCUAAAGGAUUACGGAAAAACAUCGGGCCAACAAAUAAAUUUUGGAAAAUCAUCGAUCCAAUUUGGGCAUACGGUGGAGGAAGGGGUGCGGGCUGAGAUACAUCAGACCCUGGGAAUCACCAACGUUGGUGGGGUCGGAAACUAUCUCGGGAUACCAGAAAGUAUCGGGGGUGCCAAGACUAAGAUUUUCAGUUUUUUAAUAGAUCGCCAACAACAGCGAAUCAAUGGAUGGAACUCUAAGUGGUUGUCAAAAGGGGGGAAAGAGGUUCUUAUGAAGUCAGUGGUUUCGGCCAUGCCUACACAUGUCAUGGCGUGCUUUCGUCUUCCCAAAGGAGUUACGAACAAAUUGUCGAGCGCGGUCUCAAAUUUCUGGUGGAGUAAUAAUGGGCAGACACGUGGAAUGCAUUGGCUGGCCUGGAAAAAGCUCUGUAGACACAAAAAUGAUGGGGGAUUGGGAUUCCGUGUUAUUGAGGACUUUAACACGGCUUUACUUGCAAAACAACUCUGGAGACUAAUUGACUAUCCAGACUCUUUGUUUGCACGAGUGUUCAAAGGACGUUACUACCAGAAUGCAACGCCUUUGGACCCCUUUAGAUCUUACUCAGCUUCUUAUGGAUGGCAGACUUCUCGCCCGAGGCCAGCUACAGGAACUGGGAGGAAUUUUUACCCUCAUCUUCGGGUGAGUGAAUUGAUAAACCCCAGUAUAGCAACGUGGAACCUUCCACUAUUAAACCAAUUGUUUGACAGCACAGAUGUCGCGCGGAUCAUCGGGAUUCCCACUUCAAAUGUCACCCGACCAGACUCUCUGGGAUGGUUUUUCAUGAAGUCGGACCGAUAUACGGUUAAAUCAGGGUACAUGGUCACCCAACAAUCCUUGGAGGAAGCUACUCCCACUUUUUUUGGUCUAGAUACACGGGGGUUACAGGAACAUGUGUGGAAAAUAAAAUGUACUCAGAAGCUACAACACUUCUUGUGGCAGGCCUUAACGGGAUGCAUAGCGGUCGGAGCAAGGUUGCGGAGCCGGGGCAUGCAGGUCGACCCACAAUGUAUGCGCUGUGGUAUGGCACCAGAAACUGUCAUAAGUAAUGUGGACUUGGAUCCCAACGAGAUUAUUAUUAAGGCAGAAGCGGAAUCCAUUGCGUGGGCCAAGGCCCAAGAACGCUUACAGCAGGCCCAUACAGAAACCCAUGGUGAAGUAUUGUUGUCAGGAGACAUAUGUCAGGUGGAUGGGGCAUGGAAGGAAACGGAUCGCAGAGCUGGACUUGGCUGGUAUUAUUUUAACACAGACACUCUGGAAAAACUGAUGGGUACGUGUAAUCUGAGGCGGGGAAUAUCAGCACUUCAGACGGAAUUUGAAGCUCUCAUUUGGGCUAUGCAAUGUAUGUUAUGGAAGAAUAAGUUAAUUAUGGUUUUUCAGAAAGACUGUUCCGAUGUGGUGAAGAUGGUGUCUAAACCAGAGGAGUGA